This is a messenger RNA of Artibeus jamaicensis (Jamaican fruit-eating bat), 3039 nucleotides long. RefSeq names its product chromosome unknown C1orf167 homolog (gene CUNH1orf167). Lineage: Eukaryota; Metazoa; Chordata; Mammalia; Chiroptera; Phyllostomidae. The record is from RefSeq and is a predicted model, not a curated record.
AUGGAGCUGAGGCCUGAUGCCAGACACAAGGAGAACGUGCCCCCCAGGCCUGCGACCCCCCUGAGGCCAGGCAAGAGGCUUAAGCCACGGAGACUCCUGGCGACACAGAGCCUGGAUGUUGUGCUGGGCCGGUGGGUGCCCAGGGGCCAGGCUGAGAGGGGAGGGCCUGCUGCCCCUGCACCCUCCCUGGGCACAGUGCUUCUCCCGGAUGCCUGCCGAGUCCAGACCAACCUGGCCAGCCCUGGCCCCCGCCUGGGCCGUGCCCUAAAGCCCACAGCUGGUCCUAAUGGGCUCAUCAACUCAAGCUUCCAGCAGCAGAGCAACCUGCAGCCCCUGCGCAACCUCCCCCAGCGAGGAGCUCGAGCGUUGGCCGUCCAGCAGAGUAACCUGGGCAUAGGGGAGGCCAGCUUGGCCGAGUGUGGAAUUCGCAGCAGCCCCCACCUCUGGUCGGAGCCUCCAGAAAGCUUCUGGCCUCACGUGAUGCCCCUAGGAAGUCCCCUACACCGAGGGCCAUCCUCUACCCCAAAGCAGUCCUGGCUGCUGCCCACAGAUGCCCCAUGCCUGGACUUCAGGCCCGCUGCGUGCCAUGCCCCGGUCGAUGGCCACACACAACCAGGCCCCAGCUUCUGGGGUGGCCUGGGGAGCCAAACCUCGGGGCUCAUGGGAGAACCCCUCACCCUGGAGGACCUGGCUGUUCCUGCCAAGAGCCAGGCUCAGGCCCGGUCCCAGGCUGCCAUGUCCCAGCUGCUGGCCUCCCUGCAACGCCUGGAGCACGAGGUGGCCCGCCUCAGGUGCCAGGGGACCCAGGAACCCCCAGUCCCUUUGCAACAAGAGCCUUGGACCAGCGAUGGCCAGGACCUCCCUGCUUGCCCCCAGGCCUACCGUCCUGUUCUUGCUUCCUGGAGCAAGAGGAAGAGGUACCCCCACUGUCUCAGGGGAGCUGUGAAUUUCCCAGGGACCCUAGGGGCCCAGCUUGGGCCCUCAGACUCUCAGGCAGGCAGCAAGCCCUCAUCGCCACCACCAGGGACCACUUCGGAGGUGCUGACUGGGGACUUCCUCAACCCUGAGCAGGAUGUCCUUCCUGCCUGUGCCCUAAGUCCAGGAAGUCUGAAGGAGGAGGAGGGAGCCCGGCCAGUCCUAGCACCUCCUGCUGGAGGAGAGCUCGGAUCCAGCAGGCCCUGCAGCAAUUGGCUCCCUGCCUCCCGAGGUGCCGCGGGAAGGAAUGGGCCAGGCAGGAGCAGAAGGGGGUCCAGAGAGAGACCCUCCAGGGCCAUGCCGAGCACUUGGAGCAUGGGAAGGCCCCCCCAGGCCUGGAGCUCUCCUGCUGCAGAUACAGCCUGGGUGGCCGCACUGGCCCCCCAGCACUAGAGAGCCUGGCUCUGCAGGAACCAAGUGGAAGGGCCGAGAGUGGAUGUGGGCAGCCGGGUGUUUUGGUGGCGGGUGGUGAAGAGAGGAGCCCAGCACCUGGAUCACCUGGCUGACCACCCGAUGGGAGCCCUGAGGAUGUCCCUGAAACAGUGGAUGAGGGUGAAGGGGCUGCAGGCCUCAGGUGGUUCGAAGGUGACUCAGCUGUCCCUCCCCUGGCAGAAGACAGCCCACCUCAGACCCGCCCUCUACCAGGUGCUGCUGCUCUGGAGGGCAAGGCUCCCCCAGCGCCAGCGUGCCGACUCCUUCUUCCAGGGUGCACAGCAGCAGAUGCUAAGUAAGACGCAUUCUGGGGGGUUGGCACUCUGUCAUACAGUGCCAGGACCACCUGGGCCCCAGAACCACUGGCGGCAUACCGAGAGGGGGGGCCUCGCUGGGCUGCAGCCCACUCUGCAGCUCACUGGAGGUGAGGGGCAGAGUCUGGGCUGGGCCAGGGACUCCAGUGCCCCCACCCUCCUGGAGACCCUUCCGCUGAGCUUUCUGUGGGCAAUCGGGUGGUGGCAGUAGGGGCGGUGCCUUCUUCUCUGGCAGGCGCAGGCCCAGCUCCCAGGUGCAGCAAGGUGGCACCAGCGCAUGCUUCAGAGGCGAGUUGUCCUCAGCUGGUACCACUGGGCCACAGCCCCAGAGGCCGGGAGAGAGCUGGUUGCCUGCUGGGCCUGGGAUUGGAGCUGCAGGGCCGCACUGGGCCUGUGGCAGUGGCAGCUGGAGCAGUGGUGGGAGGCAGAGCAGCGGGAGCGGGAGUGGGGUCAGAGACGGACGUGAGAUGCCCUGCAGCACUGGCCGUCCUGUUGGCAGGGGCAGCAGUUCCUGCAUGAACAGUACCGGAGGUGGGUGCAGGUUCACGUUCAGGGCCUGCAAAGAGCCGUGUUCCAGAGCUGGCUGCAGGCAGCAGCUCAGCAGAGAUACAGGGUGGCCCGGCCAGAGCAGCUCCUGCUACAGAACCACCUGCAAGCCUGGUGUGGAUCUGCAAGAAGUGCCGGGAUGCUCCGGGCCCAGUGGCAGGCCUCCCAGGAUGGACUGCAGAGAAAGGCGCUGGGGGCCGCAUUCACCGUGUGGUGGGAGGCCCGAGCAGAAGAGAGAGUUUGGGCCCAGGCCUGGGUGGCCCUGUGCUGGAUACUGUGGGUGCCUGAGUCCCACCUACGUCAGCUCAGCCAAGCCCACGCUGCCCAGAAGCUGAAUGCCAGAUGGGUUCCCGUGGCCCGAGGGCAGCCCCUCACUGUGCUUCCAGCUUGGGCCUUGAGCUUGUCUGGGGCAGGGUAUUUGGUGGCUGGUGCCAGGGCUCAGGACACUAAGGGUGAUAGGGAGAGGCCAUCCUGGGUCCUAGAGGCCUCGGUCUGGUCAGCCUCUAAGGGUCCUGUGCAGCGGGUCACCAUCACCCAGCCCCAGCAGAGCCGCAGCCGCAGGCCACAGGGCAUGGAGCCAAGGCUUGCCGGCCCCACGGGCCCCACGCAGCAUCACGGCCUCGGCGAACAGAGGGAGAGCAGAGAUGCCCUGGGCUCGGAGAUCCUGGAGGAGAGGGCCCAGGCCCAUCGCUCAGCCCUCUCGGAAGGGGUCAUGGUGCCCAUGACUGUCCGGACACACACAGGGUCUCUCCCCCCAGCCGCCAGGUUGUAG